UAAUUUUAAAAAAAUAAAUCAUCUAUUUGUAUAACAAACAUUAUAAAUUGAAUUGGUUAUACUCAUUGAAUAAUUUUUUUAUUGUUAAAAUAUACAUAAAAUGUUUUAUAAAAGGAAUAGUACAAAUCGUAAUGAUCUCACGGAGCCAAAUAACACCUUCAAGCCUAGAUCAUGAAUUGCAAGAAAGUCCAGUCCACAAAAAUUUUCCAAAACUUCAUGUUACACAAAUGUUCCUUAUUACAUUAUUAAGCCAUAAGAAGGGGAUUGACCUUUAAUACCAUAAAUUCCUUCCAUUCUAUCCAUAAAACCCAACGGGGCCAAACCAACCACCAUGAAAACCCACCUCACAUUCUCCUCUCCAACUCUUCUCAUCCUAUUCCUUUCUCUCUGCACCUUCAUCACCGCCAUUGAAGACGAUGUCAAGUGUCUGGAAGGCUUCAAGAGCUCUAUCAGUGACCCACAAUCCACACUCUCCUCAUGGAUCUUCACCAACACCUCCGUCACCUUCAUAUGCAUGCAGCUCGUCGGCGUUUCCUGCUGGAACGACAUGGAGAACCGCCUCAUCAGCCUCCAACUCCCCUCCAUGUCCCUCGCCGGUUCUCUCCCUGAACCCCUCAAGUUCUGUCAAAGCCUCCAACACCUCGAUCUCUCCGGUAACCUCCUCUCCGGCUCCAUCCCUCCCCAAAUCUGCACCUGGUUGCCUUACUUGGUCACCCUAGAUCUCUCCGGUAAUCUUCUCUCCGGUUCGAUCCCUCCUGAAAUUGUGAAUUGUAAGUUCCUCAACAGUCUCGUUUUGAGCGAUAACAAGUUGUCCGGUGCGAUUCCGUACGGGUUGGGUCUGCUCGACCGGUUGAAGAAGUUCUCGGUCGCCAACAACGAUCUCUCGGGUUCGAUUCCCUCCGAUUUGUCCAAUUUCCCGGUCGACCGGUUGAAGAAGUUCUCGGUCGCCAACAACGAUCUCUCCGGUUCGACUCCCUCUCAUUUGUCCAAUUUCCCGGCCGAGGGCUUUAUCGGGAAUGGUGGGCUCUGUGGGAAUCCGAUUGGAUCGAGCUGUGGAAAAUUGAGCAACAAAAACCUUGCGAUUAUUAUUGCUGCGGGGGUUCUUGGUGCUGCAGGGUCUCUGCUUUUGGGUUUCGCUCUCUGGACGUUUUUCGUGUUGUCGAAUCGCAAAAAAAGGAAAGCUUUUGGUGGGGGUGGCGGCGGUCGUUGGAUUGAGAGAUUGAGAGCACACAAGCUUGUUCAAGUGUCAUUGUUUCGAAAACCCAUUGUUAAAAUCAAAUUGAAUGAUUUAAUGGCAGCUACUAAAAAUUUUGACCCAGAAAGCAUUGCUGUAACCACAAGAACAGGGGUUUCGUAUAAGGCGAUUUUACGGGAUGGCUCGGCAUUGGAGAUUAAGCGAUUGAGUGUUUGUAAGCUUAGCGAGAAGCAAUUUCAAUCCGAGAUGAAUAGGUUGGGUCAGUUGAGACACCCCAAUUUGGUGCCAUUGUUGGGGUUUUGUGUUAUGGAAAAUGAGAGGCUUUUGGUGUAUAAACACAUGUCUAAUGGGACAUUGUAUUCGCUUUUGCACGGAAAUGGUAUCGGUGUUAUGAAUAGUGGUUCAUUGGAUUGGCCGGCUAGGGUUAGGAUUGGUGUAGGUGCAGCAAGAGGGCUUUCUUGGCUUCACCAUGGAUGCCAACCCCCUUACCUUCACCAAAACAUAAGUUCCAAUGUGAUUGUUGUGGAUGAUGAUUUCGAUGCUCGUAUAUCGGAUUUUGGGUUGGCAAGGCUUGUUGGUGCUGUGGAUUCGAACGGUAGUAGCACUUUUGUCAAUAGAGACAUGGGGGAAUUCGGGUAUGUGCCGCCUGAAUAUCCAAGCACGAUGAUCGCGUCGAUGAAAGGAGACGUUUAUGGUUUCGGGGUGGUGCUUCUGGAGUUGGUGACUGGACAGAAGGCUUUGGAAGUUAGUAAUGCAGAAGAAGGGUUCAAGGGGAAUCUGGUGGAUUGGGUUACACAGCUCUGUGGGUCGGGUCUAAGCAACGAUGCCACGGAUAAGUCUCUCUGUGGAAGAGGCCAUGAUGAUCAAAUCUUGCAAUUCCUCAAGGUUGCUUGUACUUGUGUGGCCUCUAGGCCCAAGGAUAGGCCUUCUAUGUACAGUGUUUAUCAGUCAUUGAAGAGCUUGAGUGAGGAACAUGAUCACUUUUCUGAACAGUUUGAUGAAUUCCCUUUCAACUUUGGCAAAGAUGAUCUUGAUCAUAAAAAGUAGAUUUUUUGGCGGGAAAUGAUUCGAGGAAGACGAUGAAACUCGUUGUAAUGCAUUCUCUCUCUUCAUUUUGGUAUGUCUUGGAACACUAGUGCUAGUUUAGUUACCUCCGUUCUUGCAAAACUUGCCUCUGUGAUUAUCUGAUGUUUGUAAUUUGGGGGUAUUUUGGGAAAUUGAUAAAAAGUUGAUUUUUGGCUUUU
This is a messenger RNA of Camellia sinensis, 2439 nucleotides long. NCBI's taxonomy places the organism in Eukaryota, Viridiplantae, Streptophyta, Magnoliopsida, Ericales, Theaceae. The record is from RefSeq and is a predicted model, not a curated record.